AUGGACCGGGUUUUGUUCGACGCCGGAUAUCCCGGUCUCCGACUCUCGCUGGAUGCCAUGAAGGGGCGCGAUGACCUGUGUGGCGACCGGAAUCUCUCCUCCGAUCAGGGAUCCUACAAUCACCACUCCAUCGACGACAUUCUGGGGUACCGUCGCAUGCAAGAGUCCAUGAAAGAAUUUACUGAAAUGAAGAUAAAGGGAAUGUCCGAAAGCCUGCUUCCAACUACACCAAAACUGGGCGACAGCCAUGAACCUAAAAGGAACGAAAGUGAAGGGUUUGAAUCAACGAAUGUGGCGGAACAAAAAAACGCGAAUGGAAAAUCCCCGAAUUCCGUUGGGUCGCCAAACGACUCGAGUGAUCGUCUGUCGCCAAGCGACGAUUGCAAGAAAGGCGACGCCGACGACGGCGCGGAUGAAGACGGCGAUGGCAAAAAGAAGAAGCGCCGUAACCGGACAACGUUCACGAGUUUCCAGCUGGAAGAGAUGGAGAGAGUGUUCCAGAAGACUCAUUACCCGGACGUGUAUGCACGUGAACAACUUGCGUUACGCUGCAACCUCACCGAAGCGCGAGUCCAGGUGUGGUUCCAGAACAGGCGCGCCAAGUGGCGGAAGCGGGAGCGGUACGGCCAGUUUCAGGGGAUGCGCACCAUGGCUCCCGGAAUGGGUUACGAGAUGCCCAUCUCGCCCAGACACGACCCUUACGCGCAGAUGCAGCAACUUCCGUGGGGGAACCCAGGCCAUAACCCGUACAGCAUGGUCGACAACAACUGCAUGGCGCCGAACCAACACAUGCCCAACUUUAUGGGGCUGGCGCACGCCGGGAAUCACCUCGCCCCCUACCCCAUGCACCCACAGACCCCUUCUAACAUGGGCAACAUCAGCCCACCGGAAAUGGAGAACACGGAACUCCGGAGCACCAGUAUCGCAGCUCUAAGAUACAAAGCGAGAGAGCACAGCGUUACCAUGGGAAUUUUUGGACCGUAUACGAAAUGAAAUAUUAUUCCGUUCAUUUAGUGUUAAUUUAUUUGAAAAGUUGCACAUUCGGUCGAAAAGGCAUCGAGAGAAAGAAACAACUGACCAACAGCACGGCGGUGUUUAAUGAAGGUAUAAACGUUCGGAGCACACUGCAAAAACUUUGACCGAACGACUUGAAAGAACGAGACAUUGUAAUGUGUCCCCUUUUGGGGGAAAAUCUCCGUGAGUUGUUCAUGACGUUCUAAGGAUUUCACUGCACAUCUCUACACCUAGGCUCAUCAAAUAAUGUUCCAUGAGGUUAUCAAGAACGUUUGAAUCAUUAUAUGCCCGCAUUAUAUUAAUAAUGAUAAUGGUGCUAUUGUUGUUUGAGAUCCUAACAAAAAAAUACAUCUCUAUAGAAGUGUCGUCCAACGAGAAUCCAAAACAGUGCCAAAAUAUGAUAUGAGGUCAUAGAUGUAUGACAUUACUUCCAUUAGGUAUUUGAUAUGGUGAGUGCUUCCGUAAAAUGUUUGACAGCCGUGUCGUUGAAACUGCUACUUUCUUGAAAGUUGAUUUAUGAUUUCAUGCUUAUAAUCUUAUUCCAACGGACGAAGACUAACGAUGUUGUCUUAUGUAAUCAAUGAAGAAUAAACUGGUCAAUAAAUACAAGCUCGCAAAAAUUAUUUGCAUAUAUUUGACUUGUGAUUAUCUUACCGUUU
Molecule: messenger RNA, 1673 nt
Organism: Dreissena polymorpha
Lineage: Eukaryota; Metazoa; Mollusca; Bivalvia; Myida; Dreissenidae
Product: homeobox protein aristaless-like 4
Exons: 4
Coding region: 1-993 (330 amino acids)
Biological process (GO): regulation of transcription by RNA polymerase II
Molecular function (GO): RNA polymerase II transcription regulatory region sequence-specific DNA binding; DNA-binding transcription factor activity, RNA polymerase II-specific
Source: RefSeq, a predicted model, not a curated record